GUAAAGCCUGGAGAAGAAACAGAAACACAAAGAUGACAAAGCAGCAGAGCUCAACAGUCAAGAUGCAGCUCUGCAGCUGUCUGGUGGUCUCCUGGCUGCUGUCCACCAGUCUUCUGGAUUGCAGAGUCCACGGCAUCAGAGUCCAACACUAUCAUGUUCAGCAUCAUCCCGGAGGAGUAAAGCUGGGGGAGGAGCUAACAGCAAAACUACUUCGAUUGGACAACUUGAUGAGGAUGCAGAAUGAUGUUAUGGAGCCAAAGAGAAAAAGGAGUUUCCCUGGUAACAACGCUCCGAUGGACCGCCUCUCAGUCAGCUCCAUGGAGACCAAACAGGGCACAAAUAGGCAGAGUAAGGUAGGGGAGUUGCCACGGCGACGAACCAACCCAUCUCCCAUUGACAGGAUUGGAAUGAGUCGUCUACCAAACAGCAGAGGAUAGGGCACGCCCCCUUCCUGCUGAGAACGCACCCCCCUCACUGGACAGCCCCCUCUACUGGACAGAAGAGUCACCUGACACACCUGCUGACCACCUUCACUUCACCUGGACACGACCACACCUUAAAAACACACCACCAUGAAUGUUUAACCGUGCUGCAUUCAGGUGCUGCUACGCAUUUGUGUAAAUGUACUCAGUUGCUUUCCAGUGUUGCAACAGAUUUGUUAGCAUUUUCAGAGAUUAUUUGUAGAUUUUCAGAUUCGCUUUGAUCAUUUAGAAUUUUUUAGGCUGAAAAUGGAUCAUUUUGUAGCUUGAAGACAAAAGCAGAUCAGACUGAGCUUGCUAACCAUUGACAGUAAAAGUACAUUUACGCAAUAAUUCCGGUUGAUCAGCAUUUCAUACUUGUUUGUUCUUUGAUUCCUGAAUUUUUCAAUGUCACAGAUUCUCAAAAUUUAGUUUCUGUUAAAAAACAAACCAGAUAAAACAUGAUAUGCAGAAAGUUUAGGAAAGUUUGGGACAAUCAAUCAGGAAGAGAAAUAUCCAGACUGAAGCUGAUUUUCUUCAUUCUGCAAUCUUAAAUUAUUUUAAUCAAUAAUAUUUGAAAGUAUUCAGAUGAGAACAAAAAUAUAUGCUCUCUGGUAAAAUUCAGCUUUUAAUAUUUAAUUUCUUGUUCUGGUGACAUGAAUGUUCUUAAAACCAGCCUGAAUCUGAUGUUGGAGCAGUUUUUCGAGCAUCACCUAAAUGCACCAUCGCAUCUGGCGUGACUGACUGGAGGCAUUGACGCCUCGACUCAAAUCUCUGAUACGAAUCCACGUUUCUGCUUCUAGUUUUCUUCCCAGUAUCAUGAUUUCCACAGAAACACACGUAUAACGCAGGUGGAGAUAAAACCCAGAACGUUUUCUUUUGCUAGUGACAAAUGAGGUGGAAUUGAUUUAAUUUCAAUUAACAUUAAACCUGCCAAUAAUAUUUCUAUAUCUUUGCCCAUUUUAAACCUAAGUUUCCAAAAACUAGUUAUGUAAUAAGUUAUCGUGGUAUUGGUUGGUUAUUGG
This is a messenger RNA of Melanotaenia boesemani (Boeseman's rainbowfish), 1483 nucleotides long. It is a transcript of the gene ostn, whose product is annotated as osteocrin. Gene Ontology annotation, biological process: hormone-mediated signaling pathway. The transcript has 5 exons. NCBI's taxonomy places the organism in Eukaryota, Metazoa, Chordata, Actinopteri, Atheriniformes, Melanotaeniidae. Gene Ontology annotation, molecular function: signaling receptor binding. Bases 33 to 437 code for a protein of 134 amino acids. The record is from RefSeq and is a predicted model, not a curated record.